Molecule: messenger RNA, 2529 nt
Organism: Penicillium riverlandense
Lineage: Eukaryota; Fungi; Ascomycota; Eurotiomycetes; Eurotiales; Aspergillaceae
Product: beta-glucosidase
Exons: 1
Coding region: 1-2529 (842 amino acids)
Biological process (GO): glucan catabolic process
Molecular function (GO): beta-glucosidase activity
Source: RefSeq, a predicted model, not a curated record
AUGUUAGCCACUCCAAUACUACUGCUUUUUACAACUUCCCUGGUCCAUGGGGCCUCCUAUCAUCCUCCUGUGAGCCCUGGCUAUGGCCAAUGGGCAGCAGCCUACGAUAAGGCCCGUCGCUUUGUGUGCCAUUUGACGCUCACGGAGAGGGUCAACCUUACUACGGGAGUAGGUACUGGACAGACAGUCGGUUACUCCACUGGAAUCAUUCCACGUCUCAAUUUCCGAGGCCUGGCUGGCGAUGAUGGUCCAACUGGUGUUCGAGGAGCCGACUACUCAUCGGCCUUUGCAGCCGGCUUGAACCUCGCCAUGUCAUGGGAUCGAGAAUUGAUAUAUACGCAGUCCUAUGCCAACGGCGCUGAGCACAAGGCUAAGGGAGACAACAGUGUAAUGGCGCCCGUUGUCGGUCCCCUGGGCCGAGCACCGGAAGGUGGACGGAAUUUUGAGGGUUUCUCGCCCGAUCCUUAUCUGUCCGGGAUUGCUUUUGGCGAAGCUGUUGCAGGCAUGCAAGCAUCCGGUGCUAUUGCAGUGGGCAAACACUUUAUUCUGUAUGAGCAAGAACACUUUCGCGAGGUUGUCGAGUGGAACGACUGGCACGCUGGUCCCAAUAUCACGGAACCCUACUCGUCCAACUGUGACGAUCGCACGUUCCACGAGCUGUAUCUCUUCCCCUGGUACGAUGGUGUGAAGAACGGACUGGCCGGUGUGAUGUGCUCGUACAACCAGGUUAACAACACCCAGGUGUGCCAGAGUGAUCAUCUCCUCAACGAUAUCCUUAAGGGUGAACUGGGUUUCCAGGGAUAUGUCACCUCAGACGACGGCUCGCAGCAUUCAGGCGUCGACUCAGCUCUUGGUGGUAUGGAUAUGACCGGUCCGGGCGAGACAUCUCCGAACGGUGUCUCGGGACUGGGAGUGUCCUUCUGGGGCCCCAAUUUGACGUUGUCCGUUUUGAACGGCAGUGUGCCCGAAUGGCGGCUGGACGACAUGGUGACCCGCAUUAUGGCUUCAUAUUAUUAUCUUGGCCAGGAUGAGAACUAUCCAGAACUGAAUUUUGCUUCUGGUGACUUUGACACCUACGGUUAUGAAUAUCCUAAGGCAGAGCUCGACUGGCAGAAGAUCAACGACCAUCGCGAUGUGCGCAAGAAUCAUAGCGCGAUCAUCCGUAAAGUUGGUUCCAACUCGGCUGUGCUGCUGAAGAACAUAAACAACACUUUGCCUCUUAAGAGCCCGAAGCAGAUCGCAGUCAUUGGCGAGGAUGCUGGUCCUAAUAAGUACGGUCCCAAUGGCUGCCCGGAUCGCGCCUGCGAUCUUGGCACGGUGGCCAUGGGCUGGGGAAGUGGCAGCACCAACUUUCCUUAUCUGGUUGACCCUCUUUCAGCCAUCCAGCAACGUGCACUGGCAGACAACACUGUCGUGCAGUAUGUCCUGGAUAACUGGGCCAAAGAUCAAAUUGACCUGGUGUCCUCGCAAGCUAGCGUGUGUCUGACAUUCAUCAACGCAAUCAGCGGCGAGGGCUACCUUGAAGUCGAUGCGAACUAUGGGGACCGCAACAAUCUGACAGCCUGGAAGGAUGGAGAUAACUUGGUCAAGCAGGUUGCGGCCAACUGCACCCAGACCGUAGUUGUGGUUCACGCACCCGGGCCAAUACUCAUGGAAGAAUGGAUCGAAAAUCCGAACGUCACUGCUGUGCUCUUCGCAGGAUUUCCAGGUCAGGAGAGUGGCAACUCCAUUGCUGAUGUUUUGUAUGGCGACGUCAACCCUUCUGGCAAGCUUCCGUGGACAGUGGGCAAGCGUCGCAAGGAAUACGGCACAGAUGUUCUUUAUGAGCCAAACGGCCUUGUACCGCAGCUGGACUUCAACGAGGGUCUGUUUAUUGACUACCGCUACUUUGACAAGCAUAAUAUCGAGCCUCGUUUUGAAUUCGGGUUUGGUCUCAGCUACACCACAUUUGCAUACAGCCAUUUACGCAUUGAGUCUGUGCCUGUGAAGGCCACUCCUCUGCCAUCUUCUCCUGCGCCAAGCACAGCAGAUCCAACAAUUUGUCCUAGCUCCAGUCUUAAUCCGUCAGACUACACCUUCCCCAGUACCAUCAGCUCGCUCACGGACUACAUCUAUCCUUACCUUGCUCCGAGCAUGACGGUGACUACCAGUCUUACGACGCCAACUGUCCCCGUGGUCCGACGAACCCCUCAAGCUCAGGGAGGCGAUCCGUCACUGUAUGAUAUUUUGUACAAGGUGCGCGUGAAUAUUAAGAAUACAGGCAAGGUAGCUGGCCAGGAGGUAUCCCAGCUCUACCUUGAUCUGGGCAAUGGAGAGCCAAAGCGACAGCUACGAGGGUUCCAAAAGACAAUGAUCCAGCCGGGCCACAGACGAGACGUAACUUUCGAGUUGCGUCGACGUGAUAUCUCAAUUUGGGAUGUUGUUCAGCAGAAAUGGGUCGAGGUCACUAAAUUGGGCACGAGUGUCAAGGUGUUUGUUGGUGCGAGCUCAAGAGAUCUGCAGUUGCAGGGUGUGCUUCCGGCGAGAUAA